This is a messenger RNA of Dermatophagoides pteronyssinus (European house dust mite), 1432 nucleotides long. RefSeq names its product solute carrier family 25 member 44. Gene Ontology annotation, biological process: branched-chain amino acid catabolic process; branched-chain amino acid transport. Gene Ontology annotation, cellular component: mitochondrion. Gene Ontology annotation, molecular function: branched-chain amino acid transmembrane transporter activity. NCBI's taxonomy places the organism in Eukaryota, Metazoa, Arthropoda, Arachnida, Sarcoptiformes, Pyroglyphidae. The record is from RefSeq and is a predicted model, not a curated record.
CACAAUCCAAAAUUCCUCAAUGAGCAAUGAUGAACCAUUCGAUCGUUUCAUAAAGAAUCGUGUCAUUAUAAUUCAACAGCCAAUCAUGAGAAUCAAUAGUCCAGAGUUUUACAGCUGAAUUUCGAAACAACGAAAAAAAACCAAUUGAAUUGAAUCUUGGUUCAACACCAGAACGAACGAUAGCAAGCACAACAAAUAUUAGAGUGCGAAUAGUUUAUUUGCUUGCCAUACAUUUAUUGAUCUACCAAAAACAAAGAAUGGACGAAAUGGAAUCCACUGGACUCCCAUUAUUAACAAUCGAAUGGGAUAUGAUGAAUAAAACAAGAUUUUUUGGUCUAAGUGUUGUUCAUUCUAUUUCGCUACGAUUUUUUCUGUAUCCAUUAACAGUGAUUAAAACUCGUCUUCAGCUUCAAAAAUCUGGCCAAGAAGUGUAUCGAGGUACAGCCGAUGCAUUUCGUCAUAUUGUCCGUACUGAAGGCUUUUCUGCUUUGUACAAAGGAUUCUGGGUAAAUACAAUGCAAGUCGUUUCAGGUUUCGGCUAUAUAUUGACCUAUGAAAAAGCGCGACAUAUACUUUCCAAAAACGAUAUCAAUGAUAAUCGAAUACGAGGCCUUAUUGCCGGAGGUCUUGGAUCUCUAGUCAGUCAAACAAUUAUUUGUCCAUUCGAUGUCAUUUCUCAACAUUUAAUGCUUUGGAAUAAAUCUAAACGGACCAAAAUUUCAUCCGCAUCAUCAACGAAAUCAUCGUAUCAUUUAAACAUUGAUCCAGAAAUUGUAAAAAAUAAUGGAUUGGCCAAAACCGUAGUCAAAGAAUUGUAUCGCUGUGAUGGAGGAUUAAGGGCUUAUUAUCGAGGUUAUCUAUCUUCGGUCGCUACCUAUGUACCAACUAGUGGCCUAUGGUGGAUGUUUUAUCCUGUUUAUUCGGAAUGCUUAGUCACUCAGCUUCCAAAUAAUACGCCACAUAUGAUAAUACAUUGUACCGCUGGUAGUCUUUCGGGAAUGACUGUCGCUGCAUUAACAAAUCCGUUGGAUGUUCUACGAGCAAACAUUCAAGUUCGACGAUUACAAUCGAUAGUAAACGCAGCUCAACUAUUAUGGUCCGAAGAACGAUAUCGAAUAUUCACCAAAGGUUUAUCAGCUCGUCUUGUCCAUAGUGGGCUUAGUUCAACAUUUAUUGCUGCAGGUUAUGAAACUUUAAAACGACUUAGUUUACAUGAUGAAUUUCGUGAUUCCGUUCGUUGGUGAUGAAAGCUGGUCAUCUAAUUAUUUGUUUUUGUUAUUCUAUAAAAAUUUAUUUCGUUUUUUCAAUAAUUUAUAACUUAACACAAUUAAUCGAGUCUUUAUUUUUUUUUUAUCUUUUAGUUAAAAAUUUUCUCAUUUCAUAUCCACCUCAGACAAAAUAUGCUGUGAUUUUAUUUUCUUCACAAAUUUUA